AUGAAUAAAGGUCUCUCUGGCUUCAUUUUGAGGGAAAUCUAUGACUCUGAUAUCAAAGGAAAUAGAAAUCCAAAGAGUGACUGUGAAUUUGAUGAAACUGCAGAGAAAUUCAGCCAAUAUUCAGUCCUAAAUCAAUACACCAAAUUGACUUCAGGAAAGGAUUGUUGUCAGGUUAGUAAAUACAGCAAAGGCUUUCUUGAAGAAAUAGGACUUGUUCAGUCACCAGAGAAAACUCCUGAAAUUCUCAUGAAUUUUGACUCUACUUUAGACAUCAUUAGACAUCCAAAAACUAAACAUGUAGAGAUGGUUUUGGGGCAUAAUAAAGAUGGGAGACCUUUAAGUCAGAACUCUGAGCUUAGUUCACAUCAAAUAAUCCACUGUGGAGAGAAACCUUAUGAAUGUAAACAGUGUGGAAAGGCUUUCACACUGAAGAGUGAUCUUUUUGUACAUCAGAGAAUCCACACUGGAGAGAGAACUUAUGAAUGUAAACUGUGUGGAAAGACUUUAACUCGAAGUUACAACCUUGCUGUACAUCAGAGAAUCCACACUGGAGAGAAACCUUAUGAAUGUAAACAAUGUGGAAUGGCUUUUACAAUAAGAAGGUAUCUUGCUGCACAUCAGAGAAUCCACACUGGAGAGAAACCUUAUGAAUGUAAUCAAUGUGGAAAGACUUUCCCAGAGAGGUACGUUCUUGCCAUACAUCAGAGAAUGCACACUGGAGACAGACCUUAUGAAUGUAAACAAUGUGGAAAGGCUUUUACAAUAAGAAGACGUCUUGCCAUACAUCAGAGAAUCCACACUGGAGAGAAACCUUAUGAAUGUAAACACUGUGGAAAGGCUUUCAUACAGAGGGGACAUCUUGCAGCACAUCAGAGAAUCCACACUGGAGAGAAACCUUUUGAAUGUAAACACUGUGGAAAGGCUUUCACUCAGAGCAGUGGUUUUGCUGCACAUCAGAGAGUGCACACUGGAGAGAAACCUUAUGAAUGUAAACAGUGUGGAAAGGCUUUCACACAGAAGAGUAGUAUUGCUGCACAUCUGAGAAUCCAUACUGGAGAGAAACCUUAUGAAUGUAAACACUGUGGAAAGGCUUUCACUUCGAGUAGCCGUCUUGCUGCACAUCAGAGAAUCCACACUGGAGAAAAACCUCAUAAAUGUAAAUAGUGUGGAAGGGCUUUCACAGAGGAUUAAUCUGGCUAAAUAUCAGAGUAUCCAAACUGGAGGGAAACUUUAUGGAUAUAAUGAGUUUGGAUUGACUUUCACAUGAAACUUCACAGUUGUUUCAUAUCCCAAAAUCUUCACUGGAGGGAAACCUCAAGAGUAAGGAGGCUGAGCUUAUAGUUGAUACUUUUAGAUUGUUUAACAUAAGAGGAUCCACAUUGGAGAGAAACUUUGGGAAUAUGAUCAUUGUGGUAAGGCCUUCAGGAACAAUCAUCUCUUAUUCUCAACCUAGAAUUCCUUUUGGAUGCAAAUCUUAUUAAUGUCAUGAAUGAAGAAAGACUUUGAAAUGGAGAAUUCAGAGCUUGUUCAGUAUGAGAAAAUGUCUUCUGAAUACAAUAGUUCCAGAUGGAUUCCCUGUAGGAAGGCUUUCAGCCAGAGAUCUUCUCUUACUUCAUACUAGUGGAUUUAUAGUACAUAAAAACCUAAUGACUGUGUUCAAAGUGUAUGUGUUUUCCUCAGGAGGAUGAUAAUCACUAUUAUUUAGAGAAAUUCAAAUUAUAAUAAGUCUGACUGAGCACUCCAAGUUUAUUAGAUUGACUCAUGCCAAAAAAAGAAAGAGACAAAAAUUGGAGGAGAGACUAUAAAGAUUAAAGAAGGGGAAAAAAACUGUUAAAGCUGUUCUUUUGGGGGUAAUAAAAGAAUUAGAAAGUAAGAGAAAACU
Gracilinanus agilis (Agile Gracile Mouse Opossum) is the source of this 1882-nucleotide messenger RNA. Its product is annotated as zinc finger protein 239-like. Gene Ontology annotation, biological process: regulation of transcription by RNA polymerase II. NCBI's taxonomy places the organism in Eukaryota, Metazoa, Chordata, Mammalia, Didelphimorphia, Didelphidae. The transcript has a single exon. The record is from RefSeq and is a predicted model, not a curated record. Gene Ontology annotation, molecular function: DNA-binding transcription factor activity; RNA polymerase II cis-regulatory region sequence-specific DNA binding. Bases 1 to 1164 code for a protein of 387 amino acids.